Coregonus clupeaformis (lake whitefish) is the source of this 685-nucleotide messenger RNA. Its product is annotated as NADH dehydrogenase [ubiquinone] 1 beta subcomplex subunit 11, mitochondrial-like. The transcript is spliced from 3 exons. NCBI's taxonomy places the organism in Eukaryota, Metazoa, Chordata, Actinopteri, Salmoniformes, Salmonidae. The coding region runs from base 149 to 589 and encodes 146 amino acids. The record is from RefSeq and is a predicted model, not a curated record.
ACAGCAGACUGCAAUCCUCCCUUUUCCCACCCGUUCUGUAGGUGGCGACAAUACCCUAUCUUGAAAUUAUCUGAUGCGGUCCCGCAAGUUGAAGAAGAAAAUGCGAAACAAUUCCGGUUCCGUGGACUUGAAGUGUUGACCUGACAAAAUGCUCGCCCGGUUGUCACGGUUUAGGCCUGCCUUGACCCGUUUUCGCCCUAACCUGGCGUGCGGGACUCGGUUCGUAUCUCAAUCCUCGGGUGCUGCUGGUUCGGCCACAGUGUCGGAUUUGCAGCCCUCGCAUGCCAAAGAAGGCCAUGGACAAGCAGAGGUCAGCGCGUUCGAAAAGAAUCGAGAUUAUCAUGGGUUCUCUCAGGACCCUGUCGUUGACGAGUGGAACAUGAGGAUGGCCUUCUUCUUUGGCAUCUCUAUGGCUAUUGUAGUUGGGGGUACCUUCAUCCACUAUUUGCCAGACCAUGGUAUGAGACAGUGGGCCAGGAGGGAAGCAGAAAGGUUGAUCACACAGAGGGAGGCUGCAGGUCUUCCUCUUAUGGAGGAGAACUACUAUGACCCAAGCAAGAUUGUGCUACCAGGAGCCGGAGAAGAGUAGGAUGUACUAUAAGGAGCUGCACAUUGAUCAUUUGUUUUUUCUGACUGUACAUUUCUCUUCAGUAUAAUGUUAUAAAAAAUAUACUACUCUACUACA